Molecule: messenger RNA, 2134 nt
Organism: Gallus gallus (chicken)
Lineage: Eukaryota; Metazoa; Chordata; Aves; Galliformes; Phasianidae
Exons: 14
Coding region: 191-2134 (647 amino acids)
Cellular component (GO): cytoplasm
Source: RefSeq, a predicted model, not a curated record
UAAUUGCAAUAAUAUAUCCAUUCCUCAGCACAGACUGGGGAACUGAGCAGCCCUGAGCAGAGCUGAGCACUGCCGGGGGCCCCACGCGGGCGGGGCAGCGGGUCACAGCGGGGCCCAUUGUGACGCGUCCCCGUGCCCCCCAGCUCCAGCAGCGCCAGCGCUGUGCCCCUCACUUUCCGUCAGGACUGAGAUGGGACAGCACGCGAGCAGAGCAGCGGUGCAAGCCGCCCCUCGGGGCAAACCGCAGCGCUUCUCUCCGCCCAUGGCUGCCCAGGCCACGGCCCGUCCCCAACCUCAACCCUCAUCCUCUGCGAUGGAGGAGAGAAACCCCUCCUGCCCUGCUGAGGCCAAGGAGAAGGACAAACUCCCCCAGGAGCCCACUGCUGUGCCGCCCGCUCCCCCCUUGGAUGCCUCUGGGCUGCCCAUGUGUGCUGUGGAGCGUUACGCGAUGGACAACAUUGAGGCCUUUCUCCGGAGCACAGAGCCUCAGAAUGAGGAGAAGAAGAUGAAGUUCCUGUGCAGCAUCCGCACCAUCUGCGGCUCCGCAGCAGAGAGGAACACGGUGCAGGAACUGCGCAUCUUCUGCCGCCGGAACGAACUUGUGGAGAACAUCAUGGUGCUGCUGGCAGAGGAGCCGCGGAGAGAGCUGAGCUCCGAACUGCGGCUGCAAGCGGUAGCCGCCAUCACCUCCCUCAGCAAGGUGGAGGGGGCUCUGGAGGAGAAGAUCCCUCUCUUUGUUGUGUGCUUCCGGAGCAUCUUCCUGCUUCCCUCAGAGCAGGACCUGGACACAAACCUUUACUCCAAGACCCUGAGGGCUCUGGAUGAGAUGCUGCACUCAUUGGUGUUCAUUCACCCCAGCGCCAGCAUCGGAGAGGAGCUGAAAGACGUCUUCCAGGUGCUGCUGCCCUUCACCUCCUUGCAGAGCUCGACCGUGCGCCAGAGGGCAGUGGGGCGCAUCUGGAAGCUGACCCAUUCGCUGGCACAUUACUGCCAGGAGAAGCCCCGUCACUCCUCGGAACAAUCCCCAUCUGCCAGCUAUGACGAGCUCCGCCUGCCCGUGCUGGGGCAGCUGGUGGGAUGCCUCAUCCUGUGCUGCGCUUUUGUCCAGGAGGACAAAACAUGCCGCUGUGCUUUGAGCGCUCUCCGUCACCUCUACAGAUUUGUCCUGUGGAGAAGCCGCUGGGAAGGGCAGCUGGACGAGCAGGGGAAACUGGAGCAGUGGGAAGCUGACCACGAGUUCUCCCUCACCUGGACCACCAACACCACGGUCAUUUUGCUGCGCUUUGAGAAGUACUUCCACUCUUCAGAGAAGACCGAUCUCAUCCUCCUGGCGCUGCAGGGCAUGAGGGACUGCAGCAACUACAACACCCAGGUGGCUUCCACCUUGAUGGCCAUCCUGACGGUUGACUUCAACCCUAUGCCCAAUGAUGUGCAGCGCAUCGUGACGGCCAUCCACAGGAGCAGGAAGCUGAUCACAGAGGAGCAGGCACUGAGGACCAUCCGCAGCAGCUUCGCCUCACUAGCUGCCGCCAACCCUCGCGCAAUGACACUCAGCCUGCUGCGCUGCUCCCCCACCUGCGACAAGGACAUAUGGGAGCUGUGGGAGUUGGCGCUGUCCUCGGUGGAUGCGGUGCCAAAGAUGGUGCAGGCGCUGCUGCGUCAGCUGGAGACCGUGCCGCUGGGCCAGAAGACCGAGGUCGGCGUCCUUCACACGGCCGCGGCCACGGCACUGCAUAAGCUCCUGCAGUACCUGGAGUACGGCCCACAGGUGCGACUGGUUUUCCCGGAGCUCUUUGUGGUGCUCAUUAUCCAGUUGGUGUCCGCCGGGCCGCUAGCUCCGCUGGAGAUCACCGCCAUCACGGAGGACCCAUUCCGCCCAUCUGCGCCCACCUCUGCCAUCAGGACGGUGGUGGAGACGGCCCACAGUUUGCUACUGUGCGCCGAGAUGGACAACCUGGCGUUCUCCAUGGACACCCACAACCUGUGGGCGCGGCUGCAGGGCACAGCCACGUGGCAAAAUGGCCUACACUCCCUUGCCAAGUACGGCCCCAACCCCUUCCAUGCUCUGCCCCACGCACUGCCCCACACACUGCCCUACACGGUGCCCCAAGUGCAGCGCUCCCGAAAUAAGUAG